CUGCUGCUCUGUUUGGGGCGCCAGUACAAGUCUAGGUGAGCUAAAAAGUCACAAUAAUUUAAUUCAGUACCAUGGAAUGGAAGUUAAGAGUGCCCCUUUGCCAACAGCAUGUUCUCAGCGCAACCAGAUGCAAGCUAGCAACCACCCGACCACAUGGUUUAGUACGCAGCCUACAGCUCCUCCACCCCGAGCUUCUCCGUCUCUUUGAUCCACCCUGGCUUUAACAGGGAGACACCAGGGUGCGUGCAAGUCCAUGACUUGAGUGUCAUAGUGGCUCGCACGCUCUCCCCAGACAACCUCUGCCUAUGGCGGGGGAGGUGUGGAUCGUCUGAACAGCAGCACACUAUGUGGACAAGACAAGGGCUGCAAGCUCGCCACGCACUCACCGGAAGUGCAUGCCAUCUGCGAGGAGAGGCGUGGCCAACGCAUGACAACCAAGACCGGCGAGGCGACGCAUGGCGGCUGUGUUGCUGCUGGCGUCAUCCGUCGUCACCCCCAUGCAAAACCCCACGAGCUCCCACUCCUUGAUGACUCGCGCGAAGACGUCUGCAAUCAGCCGCCCUGUGUGCCGCGCUCCUAGCUCCAUAAACUCCAGUGUACACUGGCGCAGCUGAAAAUCCCUGCUAAUGAAGUGCGCCGUCACUGUCAUGUACCCCCGCCUGUUACCCCCGGUCCAUAUGUCCGUUGUGAAAGAGACACGCCCGCUCCCGGAACCCGCCCCAAACUCUGACUUAACCACUGCCCAUUUUCCGCUCUCCCGCUCCUCCGACUCGCUCCCAUCCCUCUCAUCGCCACCGCUCUCCCGGCUGCGGCCCCGUUGUGCGCGCUUGAACCUCCUCCCCUCCCCCUGGGCUCUCCCCCACCCUCCCCCUCGUCCCAUCCCCUGCCGAGAGAGGAGGAAAUCUGUCCACUCCUCAGGCAUGUGGGGCAUGGCUCCACCUCCAUCGGUCUCAUUCGCUCUCGAACUCACACCCCCCUGGUCCCCCAACGCCUCAUCUGUGACUGCUACACGAUCCCUCUCCGGCCCCCCUUGCCUAGCCGCUGUUGCCUUGGUCUUUGCCAUGUGCAAUGCAAUGCAACCUAAUCAAGCAUUACCAAGCGUGCGCAUACCACGAGCCAAGGCCUUGGUGGCGCGCCUAGGGCUGUCGCGCAUACCACGAGCCAAGGCCUUGGUGGCGCGCCUAGGGCUGUCGCGCAUACCACGAGCCAAGGCCUUGGUGGCGCGCCUAGGGCUGUCGCGCAUACCACGAGCCAAGGCCUUGGUGGCGCGCCUAGGGCUGUCGCGCAUACCACGAGCCAAGGCCUUGGUGGCGCGCCUAGGGCUGUCGCGCAUACCACCAGCCAAAGCCAAGGCCUCGGUGGCGCGCCUAGGGCUGUAGCGCAUACCACGAGCCAAGGCCUCGGUGGCGCGCCUAGGGCUGUCGCGCCAAGGCCUCGGUGGCUCUCAUUAUAAAUAGUAGUUCGUACGUCUUGAAAAAAUAAAACAACGUGCU
Molecule: messenger RNA, 1493 nt
Organism: Closterium sp. NIES-67
Lineage: Eukaryota; Viridiplantae; Streptophyta; Zygnematophyceae; Desmidiales; Closteriaceae
Source: the annotation of a GenBank genome assembly